AUGUCUACGGUGACCCGCACCUACCUCGACCAGAGGCUCGCCGCCGCCAACCGCUGCUCUAGAGAGGCUACCAUGGCUGGAGCCAAGGCCGCGGCCGUCGCCACCAUCGCUGCCGCAGUCCCCACGCUGGCGAGCGUGAGGAUGCUGCCGUGGGCAAAGGCACACCUGAACCCAACCGGGCAAGCCCUCAUCAUCUCCACGGUCGCCGGGAUGGCCUACUUCAUCGUUGCCGACAAGACCAUCGUCUCCCUGGCCAGGAAGCAUUCGUACGAGACGGCGCCGCCGCACCACAAGAACACCUCCUUUCAUUAG
This is a messenger RNA of Triticum dicoccoides, 312 nucleotides long. Its product is annotated as early nodulin-93-like. The record is from RefSeq and is a predicted model, not a curated record. Lineage: Eukaryota; Viridiplantae; Streptophyta; Magnoliopsida; Poales; Poaceae. The transcript is spliced from 3 exons. Bases 1 to 312 code for a protein of 103 amino acids.